Momordica charantia (bitter melon) is the source of this 1130-nucleotide messenger RNA. RefSeq names its product short-chain dehydrogenase TIC 32, chloroplastic. Lineage: Eukaryota; Viridiplantae; Streptophyta; Magnoliopsida; Cucurbitales; Cucurbitaceae. The record is from RefSeq and is a predicted model, not a curated record.
AUGAAGGAGACUCUAAGGUAUUUGGCUGGAAUUGCAGGGCAAAGUGGGUAUGGCUCUAAAUCCACUGCAGAGCAAGUUACUCAACAUUCUCACUUUUCUUCUCCUUUGACUGCAAUUAUAACUGGGGCAACAUCAGGAAUUGGAGAAGAAACAGCAAGAGUGAUGGCAAAGAGAGGGGUGAGAAUAGUGAUAGCAGCGAGAGACCUGAAGAAGGCAGCAAAAGUGAAAGAGAGGAUCAAAAGAGAAAGUGCAGAAGCAGAAAUUUUAGUGUCAGAGAUAGACCUCAGCUCCUUGGCUUCUGUGAGGAGAUUCUGUGUGGACUUUGCAGCUUCAGGGCUACCACUCAACAUUCUCAUAAACAAUGCUGGAGUUUUCUCUCCAAAUUUGGAGUAUUCCGACGACAAGUUUGAAUUGACAUUUGCUACUAAUUAUUUGGGGCAUUACCUUCUGACAGAGAUGCUUUUAGACAAUUUGAUAGAAACAUCAAAGAGAACAGGAAUCCAAGGAAGAAUAAUAAACGUCUCUUCUGUUGUCCACUGUUGGGUGAAGAAAGAUGGCCUCUGCUUCACUCACCUGCUCAACCCAAACAAAUACAAUGCCACGCUUGCUUAUGCUCAGUCAAAACUAGCUUGCAUUUUACAUGCCAAAGAGGUGGCUAGGCAGUUGAAGGAAAGAGCAGCCAAUGUAACAGUUAAUGCACUGCAUCCAGGAAUUGUAAAGACUGCAAUUAUCAGAGCCCAUGGAGGAUUUAUCACAGAUUCUCUGUUCUUCAUGGCAUCAAAGUUGCUGAAGUCUAUUCCUCAGGGUGCGGCUACAACAUGCUAUGUGGCUCUAAACCCACAAACAGAGAGAAAAACAGGGAAAUAUUUUUCAGAUUGUAAUGAGACCAAGUGUUCAGCUCUAGCCAAUAAUGAGUUAGCAGCACGAAAGCUGUGGAUGCAAACUCGUGCCCUUAUUCACAGGCAACUUGGUGAAACAGCUUCAGCUUAAAGAUUUUGCUUUCUAUUUCAUCAUCAGUAACUUUUAAACCACCAGAGAACAGUAUAUAUAAAUCUGUGCAUUUGUAAACGAACAGCGACCCGAGACAAGAAUAAGAUGUUAUAAUAAAUUAGGCCAUUUUCUUGAACAAA